Molecule: messenger RNA, 1863 nt
Organism: Drosophila persimilis
Lineage: Eukaryota; Metazoa; Arthropoda; Insecta; Diptera; Drosophilidae
Product: beta-1,3-glucosyltransferase
Exons: 7
Coding region: 12-1703 (563 amino acids)
Cellular component (GO): membrane
Molecular function (GO): acetylglucosaminyltransferase activity
Source: RefSeq, a predicted model, not a curated record
UGUCCAAAACUAUGCCUAGUUGGUACCGUGUGGUGGUGUGGCUUUGGUGUCUUUUAAGCUGUUGCCAUGGCAGGACAGAGGCUGGGACUGCGGCUGGGGCUGGAGCUGGAGCUGGAGAGGUACUCGUGGUCAUUGCCUGUCCACCGCUUCCCCGUCGGUCGCAGGAAGGAUGUUUUGCGUUGUUCGACAGUUUGCGGGAGCAGCACCAACACCUGGCGGGGGUCAUCCCCGGGGAUUAUGUCCUCAGGUUCCACAUAAUGCAUGAGCUAUUCAAUUAUUGGACAUUGCUGGACGCAUUGCCAGGCCAGACACGUUUGCUAAAUGCGCGCACGGAAUGGAUUAUUUGGUGUCAACACAACACGCAUGUGGCCUCGCUGCGUGGCCUGCUCGAGCAGCUCCACAGCCAGGACCCAAUGGAGGCUGCCUACUACGGCCAUGCCUUGUACGACACGGAGGCCACGAUUGUGCAUCAUUUUGCACACUACAAGAAUCCCAGAUGGUUCCCGUAUCCCCUGCUCAGUGCCGGUGUUGUUUUCACAGGUGUUCUGCUGCGCAGGCUGGCGGAACUUGUUGCUCUUAGUGCCCAGAAUGCCACCCGGCACAGUGAGUUCGCCAUAGACGCCUCUCAUGAGCUGGCCCGCUUCAUAUUCGACAACUUAACACCUGACACGGACCGGGGGCUAAAGGAGGACCCUAUCGGUGGCCCCGAAGGCGAAACCUUGGAGCGGAAAAUCAUUUUGAAAACUGCUGCCUACAUUUGUCCCACUGCACUCCUGCACUCCUCCCCCGAGACGGGAACGAGCAAGCCCGUUCCUUGUUUGUUAUAUGCAAAGCCAGAGAUGUUUGCUGUCCUGCCAUCGACUUUGGAGACUCGCCUGCAAGGGCAGGUGCACACAACAGGAUCGCACAUCUAUUUUGCAAUCAAGACCUGUGCAAAAUUCCAUAAGGAACGUAUACCAAUCAUCGAACGCACCUGGGCGACCGACGCCCGGCACCGUAGAUACUACAGCGAUGUGGCAGAAGUCGGCAUACCGACAAUCAGCACUGGGAUACCCAAUGUUCAGACUGGACAUUGUGCCAAAACAUUGGCAAUUUUACAAUUAUCCCUCAAGGAUAUCAUCGAACAGAGGGACAUACGCUGGCUCAUGCUCGUCGAUGAUGAUACGCUGCUUAGCGUGCCUCGGCUGAGCGCCCUGCUGAAUGGCUACAAUCACACGGAGCAUAUCUAUCUGGGGGAACGCUACGGGUAUCGUCUGUACGCCCCAGAUGGCUUCAACUACCACACGGGAGGAGCGGGAAUUGUGCUCAGCCUGCCCCUGGUGCGGCUCGUGCUGGAGCACUGCAGCUGCCCGAGUGCCAACGCCCCGGAUGACAUGAUACUGGGCUACUGCCUGCAGGCACUCGGAGUGGUGGCCUUGCCAGCCGCCGGGCUGCAUCAGGCCAGGCCCCAGGACUACGCCAGGGAGCUGCUGCACCUUCAGCCGCCCAUUUCCUUUCACAAGUUCUGGAACACGGAGCCGGAGCACACGUAUCGCAGAUGGCUGGGUGGCUCCGGCGGCAAUCAGAGUGUGCCUCAAGCGACUGACACAGAUCGUGUGACAGUGGCAGGGGCGGUGGCCCCAUUGCCCCCGCUUGGAGGACGACUGCAGUUGCCCGGUCUUACCGCUGGCCUGGGAACGGCUGAGAAGCAUUUGGACCUGUAGUCUGCUGAGAUUUUGGUUAAUAACCCGACAUCCGGCAUCCUUCGAGGGCAAUGAUCCAUUCCGACUGAAGCAAAAGAUCAGCUAAGCUCCAGCUGCAAUAAUAAUAUUAUUUUUAGAGCAUAAUGAGUUGAAUGUAAUCCAAUCUGCAAUUAAAAUUUAA